CCUGCCCCCGAGGUCGGUACAUAUAUCGUCACUCGGGACCGAUGCAUAGUCACGAGGCCCUGGAUCAUAGCAGAUCCUUGGUGACUAGGCAUCUUUCCACGCCAAUGAACACGCAUGCCCAUCUACAGAAUAACAUAUCUCGCAACCCAUUACGCUCCAUUUCUCUAUGCUAAGCCCUAUACAUACAUUCCUUCUCUCUCUCUCUCUCUCCUCCCUAACCAAAUAUUUGAUACAUGCACAGCACGAGAGCAACAGCAACACAGCAAAGAUAGAUUACGUGACUCGGGUGUGGACUUGAUGAUGGCCAUGGGCUUGGAUCUUGGUGAUGUGAGGUGUUCUUCGGCAUGGACAAAAACACGAAGAAGAUGGUGGGUGCGGAAGCGGAAUGGAAAAAUAUUAAAAUAGAAUAAACCCCUCAGCGAAAACACAGCCGGGGGGGGG
This is a messenger RNA of Gloeophyllum trabeum ATCC 11539, 441 nucleotides long. RefSeq lists its product as uncharacterized. NCBI's taxonomy places the organism in Eukaryota, Fungi, Basidiomycota, Agaricomycetes, Gloeophyllales, Gloeophyllaceae. The coding region runs from base 115 to 405 and encodes 96 amino acids. The transcript has a single exon. The record is from RefSeq and is a predicted model, not a curated record.